Molecule: messenger RNA, 1089 nt
Organism: Aspergillus caelatus
Lineage: Eukaryota; Fungi; Ascomycota; Eurotiomycetes; Eurotiales; Aspergillaceae
Exons: 3
Coding region: 1-1089 (362 amino acids)
Source: RefSeq, a predicted model, not a curated record
AUGGAAUCACCCCGGACCAACCACACUAUUUCAGCAUCGGAGAGAAAGCGUAUGCGUGAUAGGAAGGCCCAAAAAACUGCCAGAGAAAAACGCGGAGUCCGUAUAAAAGCUCUGGAAGAUCGCGUGACUUACUGUGAAAGACACCAUGGAGCUAACUGGGUGCAACAUAUGAUGGCGGCAAUGGAAAAUCUACAGCGCGAGAACCAAAUGUUGCGCGAGCGCCAGGAACGGCUCCGCGUCUUAUUCUCCUCGUGGGAGCAGGAUGAGAGCACUCCACACCCAAUACGUGGUGACGUGACGUCAAUACGCAUUGAUCCUUCGAGUGCCGCUCAUGCGCCAGCUAAAGCUCUCUCUAUCCAGCAGCCACUAAAUACCCGUGGAAUUAAGAGAGACGGGGUGCCCUCACAGGGAUUCCCCUCUUCUCAUUCAAACCCAGCCAGUCCUCUCUUUCCUGGUGAAACAGCACCAGAGUCUAUCCCAGCCUGGUGCCUGACCCCGAUAAAUGAGUAUGGUCGUAUAUCCACCCCCCUACCGGCCGCAACAUGUCCUUGGCUGGCACAUCCAGACCAAAUCGCCGCCUGUCCAUCCCUACCGUCCCCGCUCGAUUUGUUACACGGUACAAGACGAAACUUCUUGGCCGACAAAAUCAGCCAGGCCCUCCGAGUGCGGGCGAUCCGUGAUCCGGAACGUUUGGCAUGCGGCUGGCUCAUCUACGUCUUUAGCAAAUGGCUAGUUACCCCCAAUCUCGCGGCCUUUUCCCACAUUCCGUCGUUUCUGCGGCCUAUCCUGCUGCAGAUGCAACGCGAUCAUCCCUCCGGACUAGACGUCCUUGUCUUUCCACAAAUACGGGCCAACCUCAUCCAGAACUGGGACAAGUAUGACUUUAAAGAGGUGUUUGACUAUAUGUCUUGUUGCCAGAAGGUACGGUGGCCCUGGGGUGAAGAUAUCCUAGAGCGCGACGGCGAAGACAAUUUACAUAUCAGAAGGGAGUUUUUUGAUGUGUUUACGCGUGAGAGUGGGUGGGGCCUCACGCCGGAAUUCAUGGAGAAAUAUCCCGGAUCAUUGCCAAGAAUUGGUUGGGAUGCAUAA